UUGAAAUACGAAACUUAUAGUUUAUAGAUAGCAUUCAAAUAGCAAAGUUGUGGAGCGAAAGCACGGUAGAAAUAAGUUCAUGAAAAAGUGAUUAAGUAGUGUUUUUUUGGGCAAAAAUGGAGGCGCAAAGUUUUAUUAGGGGGAAUACAUUACCGCGGCGCAUGCGUUCCUGCUUCUUCCUCGGGAAGAUCAAGUCUGGGGACCUGCGCGGUGUCACCGCGUCAGCAGUCUUUACAAUCAUGAUGAUCGACUUCUGUGCCUACUGGAUCCUCUGGCAGAUCAUCCGGCUUGGCUUGAUGCCGCCGUACGUUGCCGAUAUCCUGAUCGCAUCUUUGGCGGUCCUCGAGGCAGUGAUCACACCCAUGUGGGCGCUGCUGUGGCCGACCAGGAGACGGCGCGUGAUCAUGCUGUGCACCCUGGUAUCAGGGAUCACUGCCUUCCUGCUGAUGUUCAUACCUAGCGUCGACGAGGGGGUUGGAUCAGAAUACUGUUCGCCGACCGCGGGUGUUCGUGGCGAUAGCUCGCAGCUGGUGCUGCAGCUGUUUCUGCUGGUGAUGGUAGCAGUGGCCACCACCUUCUGCCGCGCCGGCAUCUGGUGUCACUCCAUCCUGCUGUUCGAUGAGCACAAGCCCAAGUACUCCACCUUGAACUACGGUGUAAUAGUGAUGAUCCGUGUCAUCGGGUACAUUCUCUUACCGAAGCUGCUGGGUAGUGAGUUCGAGGUUGGCAUCCUGGCGGUUUUGGCCAUAGCGGUUCCUCUGAUUAUCAACGCUUUGCAGUUCUGGAGGAUGCCGGAGUCUUCGCAGGCUCUUGAGAAAUGUCCAAGUGACACGAGUAUAUCAUCGAGUGCGUACCGCAUCUUCACGUCGAAGAUGAUCAUGGGUCAGAUUAUUGGUAUUUCUCUUCUUUGCGGAUCCAUCUGGGGAUUUGGAUGGAAUCAGGACGAGAUAGUUAAGGCGAAAUAUCUCGUGUUGGAGCCAGGCGACUUUUUGGCGAGUCAGCUGUAUCUGUUGCCUACGCUGGCCAUCUUCACAACAGUAUCUCUGUACGGGCUGGUCUACUCUCUACCGGAGGUGUUCAACAAGGUGUCUGGCGCUAAGCUGGCAACACUAUCAUCCAUCUUGCUGGUGAUAUCGUACUGCCUGGCCACCCUGACCGUGUCAUGCGACCGCGGGCAAGUCGCGGGUCUGGACAGUCACUACGUGCAGCCGAAUUGCAGCAGGCACUGCAACUGUCAGUCUCCAUGGAGUGAGUUCAAACCCAUCUGUGUGCUGGACAACCUCACGACAUACAUGUCUCCGUGUCACGCAGGCUGUGAGGGCAUCGACACUAUUGCUGGGGUCACGGUACUGCGUGGCUGCGCGUGCGCGCCGACCCAAGGCUUCCAGCGAGCCAGCUUCGGCGCGUGCAACAUUAACGACUGCAAUGUCGCCUCACAGUUCUUCAGGAUGUUCUACUUCCUCAUCAUUACACUCACUGUGAUGGCGUUGCAAGGCAAGGGUAUGAUACUCCUGCGCACAGUGGAGCCCCGUGACCGGCCUCUCGCAGUGGGCAUCGCUACUGCAGUCACUUUGGUCGUCACUUUCUGCUUCGUACAUUUCUCCUACCUAGCCAUACAAGUGAAAACCUGCGCGUGGCGUGAAGGCGGCAGAUGUCUUCUCCAAGACGAUGAUUUUCCGGUGUACGUGGGCGGCGCCAGCGCAGCUCUAGCCGGGUGCUCUGCUCUCAUCGGCAUCGCCACUUGGGUCGCCCAGUGCCGCAGCAGAAAGAAGGAGGCUGACCACGCUAUGAGACCCCCAAGCAACAGCGCUUUGGACAACACCCCCAAUGCCCCAAGUGGUACCCUAACUAUGAACGCCCCCCCUAAAAAUGCCCCCCCAAGCAACGGUGCCCCAAGUAACGGCACCAUAAGGAUGACUGAGGCGUGAAGAAUCUCAUACGUCUAAUAAGUUGUAGCUAAUAAUUAUAGUUAAAUUACCUCGCAUGGAUACGAAUAGUAAUAAAAAAUCUUAUUUGUAAUCGUGUAAGUAUUAGGCUGUCUGAAAGCAAAGCAGUGAAAAAGACAGAAAAUAUUAAAAUAAAACAUUCCAGAUUGUUAAGUAUAGUUAAAACUGAAAAGUAGAUAAUUAAAAAAACCGACUUCAAAAAAGUUACAAUAAAAUUCGUUGAAUACAGUGUUUUUUCUCA
Messenger RNA from Pectinophora gossypiella (pink bollworm), 2187 nucleotides. RefSeq lists its product as uncharacterized. Bases 117 to 1928 code for a protein of 603 amino acids. The transcript is spliced from 12 exons. NCBI's taxonomy places the organism in Eukaryota, Metazoa, Arthropoda, Insecta, Lepidoptera, Gelechiidae. The record is from RefSeq and is a predicted model, not a curated record. Gene Ontology annotation, biological process: transmembrane transport; sodium-independent organic anion transport. Gene Ontology annotation, molecular function: protein binding. Gene Ontology annotation, cellular component: membrane.